AUGGCCGAGCACAUGUUCGACAACGAGAACAACGAGGAGGAUCGCGCCGCCUCGGCCGCACUCUCAACCCUCUUCAACCACGAACAAGUCCAGGCGUACGGUAUCGAGCUUGGCCCCUUCCCCACGGAAGGCGCGAGUGAGGACGUGGCCGCGGCCGCGUCCUUGGUUGAAGCCUCUGCAUCUGGGCCCGUCACCCCUGGGCCGCACGCGGACAAGCCGGAGACGCUGGCGUCGGCCUCACCGGCUGUAGGCGUGCCAAUGGAUGCGGAUGUGGAUGCUGAUGCCCAUGUGGACGCGGAUACAGCGUUAGACCCCUCCCUCGCCGAGCCAAUGGACGAGAUGCCGCCGCCGCUCGAGUCUAUCCCUCUUCCCAAUCCCGAAUCUGCGCAGCGCCCCAAGCGCCCCGGCACGUCGCGGCAGCAUAUGCUUACCCGCGGUGGUGCAUGCGAGUUCUGUAAGCGCCGCAAGCUCAAGUGUACCGCCGAGAUGCCGCAGUGCGCGGCCUGCCGCCGCAGUAAUCGCGAGUGCGUGUACAGCCAGAAGAAGCAGCGGAGCCGGAUGAAGCUACUCGAAGACAAGGUCAACGAGCUCGAGAACCGGCUCGCCACUAGUCCCACUCCCCGCCAAGAGGUGCAUGAGGGUCUGUUUACCGCCCAGGGACCCCAGUUGCCCGAAGCGCCGAGUGCUGGCGUCGAGCUCGCAUUCCUUGGGCUCCGCGAGCACUCGUCCCUCACGCUUGCGGAUAUGACCCUCACUCCCGGCGGCAAGCAUCAUGAGGAGCCGGAUCUCAUGACGCUCGCGGACGCAGCUGCGGCCGAUACCGACGGCCGUAUGCCGUGGGACGGGUUGGAGCCGCAGGUGAUCGCGGAUGAGAUUGUCAAGGCUAUCAUCGGGCACGAUCGCGGUGGCGUCGGCGAGAAGAUCUGUGCGCACCUUAUCCAAGUCUUCAUCAGCCAGUCCGACGCAAAGCUCGUACACUGGCUCAUCUCGCCUUCGUACCUCUGGGCGCGCCUCACAGGCCGUGGCGGGUCGCAGCCGCACCCGGCCUUCCUCCUCGCACUCAUGCCAGUUCUGAUGCCGUACUCGCCCAACCCCACCUUGUCGCAUCAUAAGACCAUCUCGGCUGUGUCGGAUACUGUAUGUGUGCCCUCGCGCGCACUGGAGCAGCAAGCUCUGUCAACACUCGACCCGCGUGUCCUCGACCUCGUGUGUGCCGCCACCCUCCGCUCUCUCGCUCUUGCGGGCGGUGGUCGAUUUGUUGAUGGAUGGAACGAGAACUCGACAGCCUGCUCCCUCCUCUGGGCCACUGGGCUUGGGAAGCUUAGCGGCGUCGGCGAGAUGUUUGUCGCUCCCGAGAAGCGGCCUGCUGACCGCGCCAUGCGCCUCGACCGCGAACACCGCUCCCGCCUCGUGCGCGCCAAAGGACAGAUCGUGCCGCCGCCGAGCGACGCGCAGGACGUCGCCGAGCGUAUCCGUCUCUUUUGGUCAGUGUGGAUCAACGACUGCGCCAAUGGCAUUUCGUGGAACUGGCCAUGCGACAUUUCGGUGGAGGAGACAACGACACCUCUCCCGCGCGACAGCUAUGAUACGGACGAGGACCUGACGGACAACACUACUCUGCACGAUUUCCUGACCGAGCGCGUGCACAGCUCGCCGACCGACGGCAAGUUUACGUCCCGCAUCAAGAGCCUGGCGCUUGCGUAUGCAGCGAGCCGGCAGCUCGACCGCGCACCCUCGGUCGCAACUCCGGACGUGACGGCCCGCCUCCUGCGUAUUUGCCGGCGGCACAUGGCGAUGAUGCGCCCCUUCGCCCCGACCACGCCGGACGAGGCCAAGCUGCAAGGCGGGGACAACCAGGACUGGAUGACCAUGUACGCAGCGCUGUUGCUUCUCUACGCCAAGGAGGAGCUGGACGCGCCCUCUCCCGCCGAGAAGACGGAGGCGCGCGACAAGAUGGUCGAGGCGGGGAUGAACGCGACCCGGUGUAUCCAGGCUGCACUGGAUGCGGGUGACACCGAGAUGGAGGGGUACGACAUUGUGGCGCCGAGCAUCUGGUUCGUCGUUGGCCGGGCGCUGCACCACGUCGCGAACCGGAUCGAGGCAUCCGAGCCCCUCCGCGCGGCAGGACUGCGCGAUAUCGUCCGCGUCAACGUCACCGCUACCGGCACUUGUUGCAAGACGCUCAAGCUCAACGACGUGUAUUACCAGAUGAUGUUCAAUGUCAGCAUGGACCAAGAGGUCAUGUUGGGCGAGUACCGUCGUCCUGACAACUCCGACUUUGACCCGCAGCAGCGCGCCGGCCAGUUCUAA
Molecule: messenger RNA, 2310 nt
Organism: Cutaneotrichosporon cavernicola
Lineage: Eukaryota; Fungi; Basidiomycota; Tremellomycetes; Trichosporonales; Trichosporonaceae
Exons: 4
Coding region: 1-2310 (769 amino acids)
Biological process (GO): regulation of DNA-templated transcription
Cellular component (GO): nucleus
Molecular function (GO): DNA-binding transcription factor activity, RNA polymerase II-specific; zinc ion binding
Source: RefSeq, a predicted model, not a curated record